AUGAAACCGACACCUUUGGAAAGUGACACAUUUUUGCAUGAACUCUAUAAAAUACCGAAUGUCAAUGAAGCAGAUCCAAUGACUCCGGAGCGAGUGGCUGCAGCACGUUACUUCAUCAAAACAAUAUUUUAUACGGACGUAAUACAAAAUGCUUGGCUGUUUCUAGGAAAAGCGGGUGGGUCAAUAGUUGAGUCCUUGCUCGAUAGGGGAUUGGCCAUAUGUUUGCGUCUCUGUCAUGUCAUAGCGAAAUGUUCACGUUCACUCACGUGUUCAAAGAAAUAUCCAAGAGCCGAGAAUUUUACGCUUCACCUCUCCUCAUAUUCAGGAUUGGUUUCGCUUGAUUUGGUAACUUUUCAAGAUCAGCUUUAUGAUCUUUGGUUUGGCGAGUAUGCUCGACAAAAGGAAGUGGGCAGUUCAGGAUUGGUUUCGCUUGAUUUGGUAACUUUUCAAGAUCAGCUUUAUGACCUUUGGUUUGGCGAGUAUGCUCGACAAAAGGAAGUGGGCAGUUCAGGUGAGUCGCAUGCAUAUUCUCGUACCCAUCAGGUUCUUCCCACUAUCUUCCCCUGA
Messenger RNA from Anisakis simplex (herring worm), 567 nucleotides. Lineage: Eukaryota; Metazoa; Nematoda; Chromadorea; Rhabditida; Anisakidae. The record is from the annotation of a GenBank genome assembly.